Molecule: messenger RNA, 1053 nt
Organism: Fimicolochytrium jonesii
Lineage: Eukaryota; Fungi; Chytridiomycota; Chytridiomycetes; Spizellomycetales; Powellomycetaceae
Product: DHS-like NAD/FAD-binding domain-containing protein
Exons: 3
Coding region: 1-1053 (350 amino acids)
Molecular function (GO): NAD+ binding; histone deacetylase activity, NAD-dependent
Source: RefSeq, a predicted model, not a curated record
AUGGAGAAGGAGAAGAACCCAAGCCUCAACAUUAUCCCCGAGCCGACUUUGCGCGCGAUCGCCGAGCAUAUCAAGACAAAAGGAGUGAAGAAGAUUUUGGUCCUCACUGGAGCAGGCAUAUCGACGUCCGCUGGAAUACCAGACUUUCGGUCGCCUGGGACGGGAUUAUACGACAACUUGAAAAGGUACAACCUACCCUAUCCAGAAGCCAUCUUCGACAUCAAGUACUUCCGCCGAAAGCCCGAGCCCUUCUUCACUCUAGCCCGCGAACUCUAUCCGGGCUUCUUCCGACCGACCAUAUGCCACUAUUUCGUGCGAUUAUUGCAGGACAAGGAUGUAUUACUACGGAACUACACGCAGAACAUCGACACCCUGGAGCGGAUAGCAGGGAUCAAACCCGAUAAGCUCCUGGAAGCGCAUGGAUCGUUUGCAGAGGCGCAUUGCCGCGGGAAAGCUUCUUUCAGCCAGGAUGAAGUCAAACGCUGCGUGUUUGCGGGCGAGAUCCCGCGGUGCGAUGUCUGCGAUGGGCUGAUCAAACCGGACAUUGUGUUCUUUGGCGAGUCGCUGCCCGCGCGGUUCCACGACCUCAUACCUACCGAUUUCACCGAAUGCGAUCUGGCGAUCGUCAUCGGCACGUCGCUGCAGGUCGCGCCGUUCUCGAAUCUCAUCAACAUCCUACCGGAGACCGUGCCGCGGUUGCUCAUAAAUAGGGAAGUCGUCGGUGUUGAUCCGUUUUCGACGAGAUUAGGGUUCGAUUUCGUGGGCGACAGGCAUCAGUAUAGACGGGAUGCCGUGUUUUUGGGGUCGUGCGAUGAUGGAUGCGAGGAGUUGGCGGACCUGCUGGGCUGGGGUGAGGACUUGCGGAAGUUGAUGGAGGAGAAAGCGGACCUUGUGAAAGUGGAAAAGGUUGAAGAUGCGGAGCAUCUCUCGAAGGACCUUGCUGGCGCGAUUGCCGAAACGAUGGGUGGUGGGCCUGUUGCGGCGAAAGAAGAGGACAAUGUUGACGAGCUGGUGGAAGGCAUGCAGAAUCUUCUGAAGAAAGCGCAAAUGUAG